Adineta ricciae is the source of this 1974-nucleotide messenger RNA. Lineage: Eukaryota; Metazoa; Rotifera; Eurotatoria; Adinetida; Adinetidae. The record is from the annotation of a GenBank genome assembly.
AUGCAUUCGUUCGUGUUACUUCUCUUCUCUACCUUCCUCUACACCACUGUCACAUCAACUCCAAUCAAUAGGCUCAUUCAUGGCCAAUAUCACACAAAUAAUCUAUGGCCAACAAAUCGCACACUCACUUGGAAGUUGACUCUUGAUCGGCCCUCAACUGGUAUAAUCAACAUUCGACAAAGUAUUCUGCAAGCAUUGCAUGACUGCGCUCAUUCGACUCACCUCUCGUUUCGCGAAGUUGAUCAGCAUGAAAAAGCUGAUUUUCAUUUCGCAUUUGUUUCUGCCAACCACUCAGCUGGACUUGCGUUCGAUGACUUCCGUGGAGAAAUGGUACACAGUUUCCCGCUUGAGAGUGUUCAUGCUGGACAUAUCUAUUUUGAUUCGACUGGUAACUGGUCUCACACGUCCGAUGCCGUUGAUAAUGACUUGCGCUCAGUGGCUACACCUGAAAUAAUAUCUAGUUUUGGUCGUCAACAUUCAGAACAUUUCGUACGGGAUGAAGAUGAUGACGAAGCAAUGCAUGAGGAAAUGGAAAGUACAAUAACAAAUGGAAGUAGAAGUCGAUUUGCAAGAUCAUCAAAAUGCAGAAAAUGCAGUCAUCAUCACCACCGUCACGGAAGACCCCAUAAGCACCAUCACAGAAGACCGCAUAUACCACCGCCAGCACUUCCGCCAUCGCCACCGCAGCCACAACCACCGCCAUCGACAACAACUCAGAUAGUUACGACAACAACCGAUAAACAAACGCCGAAAAGAUUCAAUGAAAGCUGGCUAUAUUCAGUGACAAGAACAAUAAAAGAAUUAAAAUAUGAUAACACUUCAAAAAGUUUCAGUGAUAUAUCGAAGAUGAUCGAAAAACUUACCGGUAUACUUCCAGCAGAGGUUAUUCCUAUUUUACAGACAUUAAGUCAUUCUUAUGCUAAAACCACAGCAAAGACAAAACUGAAAUUUGCAUACAUAUCUGGUAUAUUAUCAAAAUUUGUGAUUAAAGCGUACCGCGUUGUACAACAUGGUAUGGAAAGUGAUGAUGAACAGAUUUUAAAGAGUUUCAAAGAACAAUUAAAAACGAAUAUCAUCGACGACUUACAUGAAUUUAGUGACACAGCACAGAAUGAAUUGCUGGAUAUUCAUAAAAGAUUGUUACCAAAAGCACAAGCUAAUAAAACUGCCCAUUUGAUGAAGAAAAUCGAUAAUUUGAAAGCUGAUUUAUUAUUGUUUAAAUCAAAAUUCAAAAAAAUAACUUCUGAACGCAAUGAAAACCAAGGCCAGAUCGAUUCACUUCGUUUUGAGAAGAAAGUGUUCGAAGAAGCUUAUAAAGAUUUGCAGAAAGCUCAAGAAGAAACGAAGAAGGAAUUAAACAAAUUGAAAGCAGAAAUACCCAAUUAUGAAGACGAGAUAUAUCAACAUCGUGAUACUCGCUCAGAAAAACGUGGGUCUUUCUGGAUAUUUUCGUGGAAAACACAGGCCGUUCAUAAGAAUAAUGGUGAACAAAUCGCACGGGAAAAUUUAGGCCGAUUACUACAACGAAUCCGCGCUCUUGAAGGAACAUUAACGAAUUGGCCAAACCAGAAUUUGACUAAACGUGUAGCGGACAUAACAGAUAAGUUGACGACUUCUGAAUCAAAGCAAAACUGGUUAGAUGAUGAAUACACACAAGCCAAGAAAGACCAUGAUAAGAAAGAAAAAGAAUUUAAUGCAGCUGUUGCAGAAAUGAACAAACUCUAUAAAUCACUUGGAAUUUCCAACACUGCCAGUUUGAAUGCAGUUGAUGAUUUAUGCCGUGCUGUUUACAAAGGACAAGAGUCUAUGAUAGCAUUGUAUGCUAAAGUGCUAGAGUACUUUAACGCUCUCGAAGUUGAUACCGAUAUGCUCGUUGGAUCUAUAACUGCAUCACUACGCUUCUUGAACAUGGCCGAUGCAUACAUGGGCACAACAAGAAUUGAGAAUAUCAAGCAAGUACUAGGAUUUGAAUAG